Xenopus tropicalis (tropical clawed frog) is the source of this 888-nucleotide messenger RNA. RefSeq names its product taste receptor type 2 member 43. Lineage: Eukaryota; Metazoa; Chordata; Amphibia; Anura; Pipidae. Gene Ontology annotation, biological process: G protein-coupled receptor signaling pathway; sensory perception of taste. Gene Ontology annotation, cellular component: membrane. Bases 1 to 888 code for a protein of 295 amino acids. The record is from RefSeq and is a predicted model, not a curated record. Gene Ontology annotation, molecular function: bitter taste receptor activity; G protein-coupled receptor activity. The transcript has a single exon.
AUGCUGUCAGAAUUCGACUUGAUUUUUGCCGUCGCUCUUGUCAUAUCGUGGACAUGUGGGACCGUUCUAAACUCAUCCAUCGUAGCCGUGUAUCUCAGUGACUGGAAGAAGGGAUUGAACCUUGGUGCCUGCGAUCAAAUCAUUCUCACCAUGGGUUGCAACAAUCUACUCCUGCAGUGGUUUUUAACAUUAAACCUGAUCUUCGUGGUUUAUGGAUUAUACAGUCUAUUGGCCAAAGUAUUACUUGUAGCCGUUGUCUCCUUGGUAUUAAACUUUGGAAUUGCUUUCUCGUUUUGGCUCACUGCCUGGCUGAGUAGCUACUACUGUGUGAAACUGGUCAACUUCUCCAACAGAUUCUUUAUACGAUUAAAGAGAGAAGCUUCCGGUGUGGUUACAUACUGCCUACUGGGUACAGCGGUUAUUUUGUUCAGUACUCGCCUGCCCAUUAUUUGGUCAGUGCAAAUAACAACAGACCAAAACCUAACAAGGAUUAGUAAUGUCUUAUAUGAUAAUAUUGUACAUCUUUCAUUUAACACCAUAUUUAUCUACUUUCUUCCUACUAUUAUAACAUCAUUCUGUAUUGGACUCAGCCUGAUGUCCCUUCUGAAACACGUCCGGAAGAUGAAGCAGAAUACUUCUCAGUUCUGGAACCCUCAGCUGAAGAGCCACAUUAAAGCCUGCAGGACAAUGUUCCUCCUUUUGACUGUGAACUUGAUAUUCUUUCUGUCUAUUUCUAUUUUCUCAAUGCUGUUCUCUAAGACUGAAGGUACCGGACAAUAUGUAACCAGGUUUAUUAUGUUGUUAAAUCCUUCAUCUCAAGCCAUAAUUCUUUUGUUUGGAACUUCCAGGUUAGCAACUGCCUGGUCAAAGGUCUUGUUUUCUAAGUAA